GCCUACUAAGCAGCUACUGUUUGGUAGCUAAAAUGCCACUAUAUGUCAGUUGCCUUAGCACUGGUAUGGCCUAGCCAAAGACAGUGGUUGUGUUCAUAUAAACUGUACACAGACUGCUGAUAGCACUUCUCAUUUCUCACCUCCCUUAAUCUGAAUAGUAAUAGCCCAUACACUUCCUGCGUAUGUAUAUAACCCUUGGUCUUUGUACAGGGUAGUAUCACAUUGUCUCCAGACCCACACAAGGCCAGGGCUAUAAAGAGUGUAUGGGAGAGACUUGGACAGAUUAGGAGGAAAGAUCAAACGUCAGGGCUCUCAUGGCUCACUUCAACACAGGAGGAGGCAGCCACAUGGAGGGAGGGGUUCACCCUAAACUGGUAUCCCACUCCACUAGUUCCCCUCUCUUAGCCAAGCUAGCUGCCCUGGAGAAGAGCCGAUCAGGAGGAGCCCUGACCACCACUAAAUCCCCUGCACCUAAGCCUGUGUUUCAGAAGAAAUGUGAGACCGCAGCCAGAGAAGAUGUAGGAACCUCGUUCCCCAAACCCCAGUCCUUCAAACUCAGGCCUGUGGAGACCAUCAGGGACACAGCGUCUUCAGGGCCUGAGUCCACUUUCACCAGACCUCCACUGAAAAGGUGUCCUGUCAACACAGCCUUUCUGGACAACGAGGUCCAACCGGCUCCGGCCUCAGGCUCAGCCAAACCCCCGUGGGUAAAGGACAGUGAGUCAGAAAACACCCCUACAGUCCCUAAACCGCCCAUAGCCCUCAAAUCAAAGAUCUCCAUCUCAUCACUGCAGUCCAACCUUGACCAAGGGACCCUAAAGGAACAUCCAACACCAUCCAUCCCCAAAUUGCCCCAGCUCUCCAUCUUCAAAUCCCUUCCACCCGUGGCUCAACAGAACUCCCUCACAAGACAGGGAAGUGAAACAAGCCUCCAAACUUUGAACUCUAGCAACUGCAUGCCUCCCCAACCUCCUCCCACCCUGGAACCCAACUUCCUGACAGCGCAAGCUGGAGCGAGGGAUGAACUGGUCCCUCAUGAAGAGAAUGAUGAUCCCUCGGCCCCUAAGAGGAAACCCCUGCCUAAUGUAUUUUCCCUGGGGGACCCUCCUCUGAAACCCAACAGGCCUCCCCAUGUUACCUUACAGAGGUUUCGGACUGAUGGUCCAGAGUUGAGUACAGCUGGGCCUCCUCCCUCUCCUCUUGCUCCCCACACCAGCAAAUUCCCUGCACCUUUGACCCCCUGCCUACUCUCUAAGGCCCCUGCAGUUAGAAUCCAGGCCGACCAGGAGGAGAGCUAUGACGACGUUGGGGUCAUGAAUCUCCCUGCACCCCUUCCCCCUGGAGGACAUCCCAACCUGAAAAUUGAGGUGGAGUUGAGUGAUGAAGAGAUGUAUGAAGACUUAGAGGAGAGAUGGAUUGAAAAGGAGGCUAAAGGAUCGAAAGAAAUGAAAGGACAAGAGAAGAAGAGCGACAAAGAGGAGAAGAGACGACUAGAGCAGGAGAAAAAAAUGCAGAAAGCCAGAGAGAAGAAGGAGCAAGAGGCAAAGAAAAAGUACAAGCUCUCAGGGCCGAUUCAGGUGAUUCACAAAGCCAAGGCUCGGUCGGAUUGUAAAGGAGGAAAGACUGACCUGCCACUAACGCAGGGAGAGACUAUAGAUAUCAUACGCAUCACUGACAACCCAGAAGGACGUUGGCUGGCCAGGAACAAUGAGGGAAACUAUGGCUAUGUAAGGACUGAGUCAGUGGGCAUUGACUAUGACCUUAUAAAGGAGCAGAAGAAAGAACCCCUAUCUAACGAGUCUGAGGGAAACCCUGAGGUUUAUGAUGACGUAGCCAUCCAGGACAACGCCUGCAGUGGGAUCAAGGUCCAACAAGCUGAGGAUGGUGAUAUCUAUGAUGAUGUGGACGGAUCGACUCAAAACAGAUUUCCUCCUCAACCACCUCCAGUGUUUAUAGAGGGAGACAUGAUAUAUGAUGACGUGGAGUCCCAGAGCAUUCCUACCCCUCCUCUUCUCAACAGUCUCCCUCAGCUGACACCUAAGGGAACGCAAGAGGUGAUGGACCCCAAGAAGAAAAAGAAGUUUGAGAAAGAGGAAAAGGAAUUCAGGAAGAAAUUCAAACUCUCUGGGCCGAUUCAGGUGAUUCACAAAGCCAAGGCUCGGUCGGAUUGUAAAGGAGGAAAGACUGACCUGCCACUAACGCAGGGAGAGACUAUAGAUAUCAUACGCAUCACUGACAACCCAGAAGGACGUUGGCUGGCCAGGAACAAUGAGGGAAACUAUGGCUAUGUAAGGACUGAGUCAGUGGGCAUUGACUAUGACCUUAUAAAGGAGCAGAAGAAAGAACCCCUAUCUAACGAGUCUGAGGGAAACCCUGAGGUUUAUGAUGACGUAGCCAUCCAGGACAACGCCUGCAGUGGGAUCAAGGUCCAACAAGCUGAGGAUGGUGAUAUCUAUGAUGAUGUGGACGGAUCGACUCAAAACAGAUUUCCUCCUCAACCACCUCCAGUGUUUAUAGAGGGAGACAUGAUAUAUGAUGACGUGGAGUCCCAGAGCAUUCCUACCCCUCCUCUUCUCAACAGUCUCCCUCAGCUGACACCUAAGGGAACGCAAGAGGUGAUGGACCCCAAGAAGAAAAAGAAGUUUGAGAAAGAGGAAAAGGAAUUCAGGAAGAAAUUCAAAUUUGAAGGGGAGAUCCAGGUGUUAUAUGAUGUUACCAUAGAUCCUACCUUGGCCAGUAAGAAAUGGGGGAACAAAGACCUGCAGUUGAAGCCAGGAGAGGUGAUCGAUGUCAUUGUGAAGCCAACAGAUGGCAAACUGAUCGGCAGGAACAGAGACGGGAAGUUUGGUUAUGUGUCCAUGGUCAAUGUUGCACAGGAUGGUGGAGAUAUUUAUGACGACAUUGGAGAAAACUGCAUUUAUGACAAUGACUGAGACUUCUUUGUCAGAAUGUACUGAGACAACCAGCACUGAACUCUGCAAUGGACACUGCAACUGGUCAUCUUAAUGUUAUCUGGUGAAAAAAACAAUUGACAUCAAAUGUGUAAUUUGACUGUGUUGAAAUAACUAUAGAUAAAUGUGCCUUGACUA
This is a messenger RNA of Coregonus clupeaformis (lake whitefish), 3089 nucleotides long. Its product is annotated as FYN-binding protein 1. Gene Ontology annotation, biological process: integrin-mediated signaling pathway; T cell receptor signaling pathway; protein localization to plasma membrane. NCBI's taxonomy places the organism in Eukaryota, Metazoa, Chordata, Actinopteri, Salmoniformes, Salmonidae. Gene Ontology annotation, cellular component: plasma membrane. The transcript is spliced from 25 exons. The coding region runs from base 315 to 2933 and encodes 872 amino acids. The record is from RefSeq and is a predicted model, not a curated record. Gene Ontology annotation, molecular function: protein binding.